UGACCCUGUGACGUGACCUCUGCUUCUCUAACGUGCGGCUGUGACGCAGGACGCUGCAGACACACACGCGGGACGUUCAGACGGUCCCCAUCAGCCCCCCUGGUCCAACAACCCUCCCCUCCUCUGCUCUCUGCUCUGUUUACUCCACUGAACUAACAACUGGAUGCUUUAGUUGAUCAGCAUCUAUUUACUCUACAAACACACUUUCCUCCGUCCACUGUCACCUCUGUCACCUCCGUCACCUCCGUCGGUCACCUGAGCACCAUGCGAGUACUUCUGGAGAGCAGCUGGAUGAGGUUCGGACCAGCAGGCAGAGGCUCGUACGACUGGGUGACAGGUCCACCUCCAACACAGGAGAAGCAGGGCCACAACUGGAAUGAGUUGGUCGAGGAUGGGAAGAUGGAGCUGGUGCUCUACGUGGUCGUCCCCGUGGCCUCUGUCCUCCUGCUGGCUCUCCUCGCCGGUCUGGUUUACCGCCGGUGUUCCCGCAGCAAACUGAGCCUGGCCAACAUCAUCGCUCUGGACCUGGAGGACGCAGAAGGCAGUGCCGAGUUCCUCUCCUCGCUGACCCGGAACGCAGAGCGCCACACCAGCACCAGCUCCGAUGGCUCGGACGGAGUCUUCGUCAUGGUUUACCUGCCUCCGCCCUACGAGGAGACGCUCACUAAGAUCACCCGCGCUGCCAGCCUCUCCAGCUCCAAGGAUGUGGAGUCAAUAAAGAUUGAAGACCUGGAGGCCAAGCUGUGUCCGGAGCUCAAGGCCAGCGGUAGAUUUGUGUGAAGAGGCGUGAACGCUGCUGUAAAAAGACAUUAUGACUCCAAUAUUUGGUGUUUUUAUAACUCUGUUGUCUGUGAACUCACUGUAUGUAAUAAUGUCUCAUCUCUGCAGCUCUACACAGCUUUUUAGCCUCUUUUAGCUCAUAGUUUUGGUUUUACAACACAUUUACUGUCUGGUUCAAUCCAACUGCUCUCAUUACAACCCAGUCAUCGGAAUAAUUGUUGACAUUUCUGCAAACCACAGAUACGUUGAAUCUAAAUUGCACCAUCCAUUGGCGGGAUGUUUCCAGCCUCUCCUAACCUCUCCUCUUGGCUCUGUGUAAACAGAUUUUCAGUGAAUAUUGGUUGCACCUCAGCAGAACCAAUGAUGUCUUCACAGUGUCUCUGAGGAGCAGAAUUUAAUGUUUUUAACAGGAUCUGGUUAGUGCAAACGCUUUAUUUUAAAUGACACAUGGAGAAAAGAGAGAUUCUGACACAAAUAUCAACAUUUUAAGCUUCAUUUUGGUCACUUUCAUAAGUUAUGAUCUGAUCAAAGACCAUCGGAACGUUGUAAUUCAGACAAUAAUGCCAGUUUUUAUAUUUUCUUUUGACAGUUAGCUGUGUAUUUUGAGUGACCAUUUAUAGAAAACAUAUUUUUCUAACCUGUGGCUGAAUAUUAACAUUUUAAGGAAGUCUUGAAGAAAAUAUGGAAGAAAUAUCAACAUUUUAAGCUUUGUUUUAGUCUCACAGAGUUCAUUCUGACUCUAAAGACUUUCAGAAAGUUCAAAUUCCGUUGAAAAUGCCUGUUUUUACAGUUUCUUUCUACAAUAAAUAGUGUUAUUUUUGGCAAUUACUUCAAGAAAAUGUGUUUUUAAUCCCAGUUCUGGGUCACCUCGGAUGGAAGACCAACUUGACCAACCAAAUGUUACAGAUUAACUGUGGUUUGCAGAAUUGUCCAAAGCUAACAUCUUUGCUGGCGACUGGUCCACUCAUUAACCUUGUUUCCAGUUGCUGUAACAAACCGUACACAACCUGCUCAACACCAAACAGCCGACAGACACAGUUAGAGACCAGCUGGUGAAGACGGGCAUUUUUCUCUGGAGUUGGAGACCAAACAAGAUCUGUAUGUUGGACAGAAACACGACUCCCAGUCCGGAUGAUAACGUCACUCUGAUCUGCUGGAUGUGUCUGUGUGUUUGCUUGUUUUGCCCUUUACUGUCCAAACAUCAAUAAAUGCACUUUGAAAGAA
Centropristis striata (black sea bass) is the source of this 2004-nucleotide messenger RNA. RefSeq names its product small integral membrane protein 28-like. Bases 265 to 780 code for a protein of 171 amino acids. The record is from RefSeq and is a predicted model, not a curated record. NCBI's taxonomy places the organism in Eukaryota, Metazoa, Chordata, Actinopteri, Perciformes, Serranidae. The transcript is spliced from 3 exons.